Messenger RNA from Vanrija pseudolonga, 1056 nucleotides. RefSeq lists its product as uncharacterized. The coding region runs from base 1 to 1056 and encodes 351 amino acids. Lineage: Eukaryota; Fungi; Basidiomycota; Tremellomycetes; Trichosporonales; Trichosporonaceae. The record is from RefSeq and is a predicted model, not a curated record. The transcript has 5 exons.
AUGCCGACAUACGCCGGGGAAGCCAGCGGCAUACCGUCCAACUUCCGCCACUGUUACUGGACCUGGGAAGAACUGAUGGACUACGAGGCGCUUGAGCUCAUCGGCUACCGCACGUCGUACGAGGUCAUGGUAUCUGCCCUGCGGGCCGAGGACCAGGCUGCCGUGGACCAGGUCUACGCCGAACGCUGCAAGGUGCUCAACUGUGUCUACUCUGUCGCACGCGUUCUGCUCGUUGUUCGCGCGGGCGAGCUCUCACUCAACCAAGAGCUGGCGAGCAAGCUGUGGGGCGAGGGCGGGGUGGAGCUGUGCAUGAGGCUCUUGCCCUCUGUGCUCGGCUUCAACGAGGUCGACGCGAGGACCCGGUAUGCCGACUCUUUCCUCGAGCAUUUCCGCCUCUACCGCAUCGCACGCUACCUCAAGAACAAUGGCUGGAAGGUGCCGGGUAUGACCCCCACCGAGGCCGAGUUGGCCGAGCAGCACGAGUGGGCAGAGAAGGGAAACCUUUAUCCCGACGCACCCCCAUUCGACACGCACCCCCCUUGCCCCAUGCCGGUGUACAGGGCCGCUCGCUGGGGUAACCCCGUCAACCUGAACGAGCACCGCGCCGUUUGGAGGAGCCUUGUGGACACCGAUCUCAUCUACCUCGUCUCCUACCGCGCCUCGGGCGAGCGUGCUGUCCUGUUUGCAGUCGUCAACGCGGACAACGACGCCCUGUAUGCGAUCGCCAGGCAGCGCAAGACUGUCGUCACCAUGGUCCACUCGGUCGCCCGUCUCCUCCUCGUCUAUGAGGACGGCAAGAUCCAGCUCAACGCAAUGCUUGCCGGCGCACUCUGGGGCAACGCUGGGUACCAGUUGUGCGACCACCUUUCCACCAAGACACUGGGUCUUGCAAUGGAUGACGCUGGCAAGCGCGGUGACCCCUUCAUGCAACAGUUUCAGCCCCACCGCCUGGCGCGAUACCUCCUCGACAAUGGCUGGCAGGUGCCGGGUCUGACGCCUGAGAUUCUCGCGUCACUCGACGAGCAUGGCGAGGUUGUUGGCGACCAUGCCGAAUAG